AUGCUGCAUCAUUAUAUCUUUGCAUAUAUUUUGAAUGUCAGCUCAGCGGCCGUCAAUCUAACAGUCACAGACCUGCAGGUGAGGAUGAAUCCUGCAUCUACAGACCAGAGAAAUGAGACAGUAAAACUGACCUGUGAGACUUCCUGUGAUUUGACGUCCAGACCUAAGAAUUACUACUGGAAAAAAAAUGGACAAUAUGAAAAAGAUCUUAGUCAUUCCAGGAGCAUUGAAGUUUCACUCGAAACGGCUGCCAGUUACUCCUGUUUUCUUACUAUAGGUCUUAUGAACUCCUCCUCUCCUGUGUGCAUUUCUAAGAGUGGCUGCUGGGAUGUGACUUACACCUCUAGAAGAGUCUGUGCUUUGGUGGGCUCAACAGUAGACAUUUCCUGCACAUACUCACAUCCCUCUGGUUAUACAGUAUAUAAAACAUUCUGGCAUUACGCUCGGCCUGCUGACUUUAAGGAUCUGCGUGAGGAGUAUCAGUUUGCUGGUCGUGUGGAGUAUGUGGGGAACAAACUGAGAAUCAAAGAGCUCAAGAUCAGCGACUCUGGAGAAUAUCGAUUCAGGUUCUUCACUAACACGACAAACGGCCAAUACUCUGCAUCACCUGGAGUCAUUCUUACUGUUACAGAUGCUCAGGUGAAAAGCAGCCCAUCUGUUGUAUCAGAGGGACAGGAAGUGAUAUUAAUCUGUUCAACUAAAUGCUCUCUGAACGACAAACAUACUUACAUCUGGUACAAGAACGGACGACAGGUAACGGAUGGAUUCACUAAAGACAACAAGCUGUACCUGGACUCAGUCAGCAAUGAAGAGCUUCACCAGUAUUCCUGUGCUGUAGGAGAUCCAGUGGACAGCACAGCGUUCAGCCAUUAUACAGUCACUCUGCUGGUGUUUUUACCUCAGUUUCUCAUAAUAGUGGCUCUGUGGAUGUGGUAUUUCAUCAGAAUCUCAUUUCAAAACCAAACAGAAAACAAAAAUGAAGAGAUUCUGAUGUUCCAGAUGUCUUCAUCUACAUCUGCUGUCUGUCCAUCAGAGCCGCUGGAGUGAUGUCAUUGUGUUCUUCCAUUGUGACAUCAUCACCUAGCAACAGUCAGAACUGUCAGCAGCAACACCAGUGAUACUGUGAUUUCAUAGACAGUGACAUAUGACUGUCAGUCUGCAUAAUCAAACAGUGUAAAAUGUAAAAAGAAACCUUUUCUCUAAAUAUCCUUUAAUAUCCUUUAAUAAAGUGGUACAACUUUU
This is a messenger RNA of Sinocyclocheilus grahami, 1242 nucleotides long. RefSeq lists its product as uncharacterized. The coding region runs from base 1 to 1047 and encodes 348 amino acids. The record is from RefSeq and is a predicted model, not a curated record. Lineage: Eukaryota; Metazoa; Chordata; Actinopteri; Cypriniformes; Cyprinidae. The transcript is spliced from 7 exons.